AUGGACGCUAGACCUGCCUACGAGGGGACUCUUGAUGAGUCCCGCCUAUUUGCGAAGCUUCCGAAUGAGAUUGCGGAACUCAUUCACACAGCUUCUGGGACCCAAUACCUGAAUGCGCUUGCGGUUGGCGCAUUGAGGCCCGGAUGUACAGAAGGCUUCUUUUGCCUGUACGAACCGAUCUUUGUGGAUUUGGCAGCACGGUGGCUCUUAUCCGACUCUCAGCUAGAUCAAAUCGAUAUCCUUUCCGCAUUCUCUCGAGUACUACCGUUUGCGCCAAACCUCCGACCUUUUGCAAGCCAAUAUGCCAUUGCUCGGGCUGGACCUCUAUCGGCUUUGGCUGCGUGUGAUGAGCAAACCCUUUCACAAAUAAACGAUGCCACCAUCCGGAGCCUCUUGUUAGCGAUCUUUAGGCUUCUUUCCUACGACCCAGAAGUCUUCUCAAAGGCUGUAUCGCCCUCUCAGCUUCAAUCGCUAUUCCAACACCGCGACCGAUCCGUUAGAUACCUCUCCAUACGAUGCUUCGCCCUAUACAUGCGAGCAGCGGAUGCUGCUCUGGAGGAAUUAAUCAAAACUAAUUUUGCAGACGAUAUCGUCGAGGGCGAAUGGGAGGGGACCACAAUCGACUACCGGUGUCUUGGCUUGUGGGAAGAACGUCGGUGGAACACAUUGGAGAAGCAGGUUCAGCUCGCCAGGUCGAACCGAUCUACCCCCGAUACUCUUUCGCAGAUUGAGAAGCUUCGAGAAUAUUUCACUUCUAGAACCGCCGAAAUCUGCGGAGUGUUGGUCCCACGACAAAGUAAUACUCCUCAACCGUCCUCGAUUGUGAAAACGCCGACCGCCGUUGGAAAUUUGCGGAAAAUCGCAACAGCACUAAUAUCCGCUAGGCCUAUGUUGCUGGUUGGUUUACCGAACUCGGGGAAAACGACAUUAAUCAACGAUGUCGCCGCAACCAUGGGCCAGGCGGAGACGAUGGUCACGCUACACUUGAAUGAACAGACCGAUGCAAAGAGUCUUCUGGGAAUGUAUUCGACCUCACCAGCUACAGGCUCUUUCGCCUGGCAACCCGGUGUUUUGACCAAGGCGGCAAGGGAAGGUCGUUGGAUCCUGAUCGAAGAUUUAGAUCGCGCGCCUUCCGAAGUUAUUGGCCUUAUUCUUCCUAUCAUCGAGCGGGGAGAGUUGACCAUAGCUAGCAGGAAGGAAAGAAUCAAAUGCGCAGAAGGCUUCAAGAUCAUCGCAACCAUGAAGUCUUCAUACAACAUUGCGGGUGAAGAAAUUGCCCCGAGCACCAACAUCCUAGGAAGCAGGUUGUGGCAGCGUGUGCAGAUUGACUCUCUCGCGAUCGACGAAAUUCGAGAAGUCAUCACGCAGAAAUAUUCUCUCCUAGAAUCUCGGGUCGCCACUAUCAUGGACGUCUACCAGAGACUUUGUGCCUCUUUCCACGGAAGCCUGGCUAUCAAGAGUUCUCAGGGACGAACUCCUGGUCUUCGUGAUCUAAUCAAGCUCUGUAGCCGAAUGCACAGGCGGCUUCAGCGCUUGGGGGCGAAAACCGGCUACGAAGCGACGCCAGAGGGUGCUGAGGAUGAAAUAUUCCUUGACGUCGUGGAUGUGUUUUUGAAAUAUAUCCCCGAAAAGACCCUGGCGGAUUCCCUUUCCUUGGUUGUUGCUGAAGCCCUGCAAAUUUCACCGCAGCGGGCACGCUUCUGUAUGCACGAGAGAACGCCUACUUAUUCUGACCAAGGCAAUAGCCUCACGCUUGGAAGAGAAACAUGUCGCAAGGUAAAACAAGUUGCUGCUUCUGUGCAAAUGGCCGAGCCUGUCCUUCUCGUCGGAGAGACGGGUAUUGGUAAAACCACUGUCAUUCAACAGCUUGCUACGCUGAUGCGACAGAAGCUCACAGUGGUCAACUUGUCCCAGCAGAGUGAAAGCACUGAUUUGCUUGGUGGCUUCAAGCCAGUCAACAUUCGCACAAUGGCCGUACCGAUGCAUGAUGAGUUUGUCUCUCUCUUUGAAUUGACAUUCUCGGCAAAGAAGAACCAAAAAUUUCUCCAUUCUGUCGCCAAGAGUGUCACUGCAGGGAACUGGGCUCGCCUAGUACACCUUUGGCAUGAAGCAGUCCGAUUGGCUGAUGGAGUAUUCAAGUCAGAUCAGGGCUCUCAAGGUGCCGAGGAACAACCCGCGAAGAAGAGGAAGUUGGAUUCACCUAAAUACCAACUCUUGCGGCAGAGAUGGGACAGAUUCGCAGCGCAGCUCAAUGAUUUCGAGUCGCAGGUAUCUCAAGGAGAUGCAAAGUUUGCCUUUGCUUUCGUUCAAGGAAAGAUUGUCCGAGCGCUGCGUAACGGGGAGUGGGUUCUUCUUGAUGAGGUCAACCUUGCUUCACCAGAUACUCUCGAGAACAUCGCCAGUCUUCUCCACCAUGGUAGCGAAGGUUCACCGUCCGUCUUGCUCUCCGAAGCAGGUGAUGUGGAGCGCGUCUUUGGUCACCCUGAUUUCCGUAUCUUUGGAGCCAUGAAUCCCGCGACUGAUGCAGGCAAAAAGGACCUACCCCCUGGUCUGCGAUCAAGGUUCACGGAAUUCUAUGUGCAAUCACCGGAUAGCGACCUGGACGACCUGCUCUCUCUGAUUCAGAAGUACCUUGGCGAUUUGGCGUUGACUGAUGCGAGGGCAGUCCCGGAUCUUGGACAGCUCUACAUGGAAGCUAAGAAGCUUAAUACGGAGAACAAGCUCACUGAUGGUGCUGGACAGCGUCCACACUUCAGCAUCAGAACACUCGUCAGAGCGCUCGUCUACGUAGCCGAUCAUGCACAUAUCUACGGCUUGCGUCGAGCAAUCUACGAGGGAUUCUCUAUGAGUUUCCUUACCGUUCUCAGUCAAGAGUCGGAGCGUUUGUUAGCACCUUUGCUCGAGAAGCACAUCUUCAGCAACGUCAAGAAUUCCAGAGCACUCCUGGGCCAGACACCCAAACCACCAAAUGACGGAAAUGACUACGUGCAAUUCAAGCAUUACUGGAUGCGUCGGGGUCAUCUGCAACCCGAAGAACAACCGCACUAUAUCAUCACACCAUUCAUCGAGAAGAACCUGAAGAACUUGGUCCGAGCAAGCUCCACGCGCCGCUUUCCCGUUUUGCUGCAGGGUCCGACGUCUGCUGGUAAGACUAGUAUGAUCGAGUUCCUUGCCAAGGUCUCGGGGAACCAAUUCGUACGCAUCAACAAUCACGAGCACACUGAUCUUCAAGAGUAUUUGGGAACUUACGUCUCCAGCGACGAUGGCACCCUCCGCUACCAAGAAGGUGUUUUGGUAGAGGCUCUGAGAAACGGUUACUGGAUAGUUCUCGAUGAAUUGAACCUGGCACCUUCUGACGUCCUCGAAGCAUUGAACCGUCUGUUGGAUGAUAACCGUGAGCUCUUCAUCCCAGAAACUCAAGAAGUGGUGCGUCCGCAUCCCAACUUCAUGUUGUUCGCCACACAGAAUCCCGCCGGUCUCUACGGUGGCCGAAAGGUGUUGUCUCGUGCCUUCCGGAAUAGAUUCUUGGAGCUUCAUUUCGACGACAUCCCUGAAAGCGAACUGGAAUAUAUCUUGAAGGAGCGCUCACAGAUUGCUCCUUCGUUCUGUACUCGGAUAGUGUCGGUUUACCGCAAACUCUCCUUAUUGCGCCAGGCCAAUCGACUAUUCGAACAGAAAAACAGUUUUGCAACCUUGCGUGAUCUUUUUAGAUGGGCGCUUCGUCGUGCUGAUGAUCGCGAUCAAUUGGCGAUUAAUGGUUUCAUGCUGCUGGCAGAGCGAGUGCGCAAUCCUCAGGAGAGGGCUGCAGUCAAGAGCGUGAUCGAGGAGGUGAUGAGAGUCCGGAUUGACGAGGAUGUCAUCUAUGGCGCCUCGGAGAUGGAGAAGCGUGCUCCUAAUCUUGCACAGCUAGCUCCGGGAAUUGUGUGGACCAAGGCGAUGCGCCGACUGUUCGUUCUUGUCUCCACCGCUCUCGAGAAUAACGAGCCUAUUCUGCUUGUAGGCGAGACUGGAUGUGGUAAGACUCAGCUAUGCCAAGCAGUUGCCGAGAUUUGCAGAAAACAACUGUAUAUCAUCAACGCACAUGUGAAUUUGGAAACGGGUGAUCUUAUUGGUGCUCAAAGACCCGUUAGGAAUAGGGCAUCAAUCGAAAGCCAGCUACUCAGCGACCUACGAACUAUUUUCUCGCAGGUUGAUCAGUCAGCGUCUGUCGAUGAUCUGAAACAGGCUUUUGGUGCUCUCAGCGCAGAGCAACUGCAAGCGCUGGACCCUGAGUUGAGACUUCGAGUCGAAAAGAACCUCGCUCGGUUGAACGCCUUGUUUGAAUGGUCUGAUGGAAGUUUGAUCACGGCUAUGAAAACGGGCCAGUUCUUCCUUCUCGAUGAGAUUUCACUCGCCGACGAUUCUGUUUUGGAGAGGUUGAACAGUGUUCUGGAGCCUCAUCGCUCCAUUCUUCUUGCCGAAAAGGGCCCGAUUGACUCCAUGGUGGUUGCUCACGAGGGCUUCCAGUUUCUGUCUACCAUGAAUCCUGGAGGUGAUUAUGGAAAGCGCGAGCUUUCUGCCGCUCUUCGCAACCGUAUGACGGAAAUAUGGGCUCCCCAGCUUUCUGAAGACGAGGACAUUCUGCCGAUUCUUCGGAUGAAGCUUCAGCUAGAAUCGGUGCAUGUGCCUAAGGCGAUGCUGCAGUUCGCCAAGUGGUUCAAAACGACAUUCCAAAACUCCACGACAUCUUCGCUUUCCAUCCGUGAUCUCCUUGGCUGGGUCGAGUUCGUCAACAGAUGUCAGAGCUCUGAUCCCAUGUUCGCGGUGGUGCAGGGUGCCGCAAUGGUGUUUGUCGACACCUUGGGCGCUAAUCCUGCAGCAAUCCUCGCGACAGCUUUGAAUGACCUUCAAGGCAAUCGUCGUUUGUGUCUAGACAAGCUGCAAGAGCUUUUUGAUGUAGAUGCCUUCAACAUUUACUUGCAAAAGUCAACUAUUGACACAGAUAGCACCUCCCUUCGUGUUGGACCUUUCAAUCUUCCCAUCAAUGCACAAGGAAGACCUGACCCCGAAUUCAUUAUGGAUGCUCCUACUACCAUCGGCAACUCAGUGAGAAUUGCCCGAGGAUUGCAGCUCCCAAAGCCUAUCCUUCUGGAGGGAAGCCCGGGCGUUGGAAAGACGACGCUAGUGACUGCGCUUGCUAAAGCUCUCGGAAAGCCACUCACUCGAAUUAAUCUUUCUGAGCAAACAGAUCUGACGGACCUUUUUGGUUCUGAUGUCCCAGUGGAAGGAGGCGAUGUUGGGCAGUUCGCUUGGCGUGAUGCACCAUUCCUGCAAGCAAUGCAACGUGGUGACUGGGUUCUUCUCGAUGAGAUGAAUCUGGCUUCUCAGUCUGUUCUUGAAGGAUUGAAUGCUUGCUUGGACCAUCGUCAGAUGGUAUAUGUUGCUGAACUCGAUCAAACAUUCAAGAGACACCCCGACUUUGUCCUCUUCGCUGCGCAGAACCCGCAUCAUCAGGGUGGUGGCCGGAAAGGUCUUCCCGCGUCCUUUGUUAACAGAUUUACUGUGGUAUAUGCCGAUAGUUUCACCGACACUGAUUUGAGGCGAAUUUGUGCCAAGCUAUUCCCUGGAAGUCCCGCCACCCAGACUGACAAGCUCGUCGAGUUCGUCUCACUGCUUAACAAAGCUAUUCAAGAGCGCAGACUAGGCGCGUUGGGUGGCCCCUGGGAGGUCAACUUGCGAGACAUCCAGAGGUGGCUUCAGUUGGCCGAUCGAGGGAACCUGCAAGUACCUGCCGUCCAUUUCCUGGACAUUAUUAUCUCUCAGCGGUUCAGAAGUGAGGAAGACCGUAGCUUGGUGUCUCAGUUGUUUGGGAAGGUCUUCGGGGAUUCUCUUACGGCCCCGAAAAGCUAUUACCAUAAUCUGACACCAGGCUACAUGCAGGUUGGACUUGGCUUCAUGCGGCGUGAUUCAGUCUUACAGCAGACCUCGGAUCCCCAAAUGCAGAUUCUCCCAGGGGACUUGUCGGUCCUGGAAUCACUAAUGCUGUGUGUCGAGCAAUCCUGGCCGAGCAUUUUGGUGGGAUCAUCAGGUUGUGGCAAGACAACCCUCAUCAGGAAGCUCGCCGCGCUGAACGGAGCCAGCUUGGUUGAAUUGGCACUGAGCGCUGAUACAGACACCAUGGAUCUUGUCGGUGGGUUUGAACAAAUUGAUUACAAGAGGGAAGUCUCGUCCUUGCUCCUGGAGAUCUCGCAGUAUCUUCAGCGACAGAUUAUUUCCGCGUAUGCCGCGAGAGACACUGCGGACCUUUCGUCUAAUCCUCUUCAGCUCUAUGAGACUCUACAGAGCCCGGACGUGUCGCUUGAUAGUGUGGUUGCUUCGCUUGUGAAGCUGUAUGAAUCUUACCCCCAACCUCUUCUUCAGGAUUAUGCCAACCGGGCUCAGCGCCUAUCAGGCAUUUCCGACAAGAUGGACAAAAUGAAAGUCGGGUUUGAGUGGACAGAGGGUGUCUUGACGCAGGCAGUCCAGAAUGGACAGUGGGUUGUUCUUGACAAUGCGAAUCUUUGCAACCCGUCAGUCCUCGACAGAUUGAACUCGUUGACGGAGCCUAACGGAACUCUGAUCCUGAACGAACAACGUACAGAGGAUGGAAAUGCUCGAAUUAUCAAGCCGCACCCUAAUUUCAGGCUCUUCUUGACUAUGGACCCUCGCCACGGCGAGCUGUCUCGGGCGAUGCGGAAUCGUUGUGUUGAGAUCUCAUUCUUGCCGCAGGAAGAUUUGAAUUUCGCAAUCUCCUCUGUGCCUGCUUACACCUGCCAAUCCUCACUAUACCGUCUUCGGUCCCUGUGGAAUCUGGACGUUACCACGGCUCUCGAGGGCGAUGAGUCCGUUUCUCUCCUCCAUGAAGCGUGCUUGGAUCAUCUCUCGAUCGCGGACCUAUCAUAUCUUCAGCGCGUACAGGGGCUCCUCCCGUUCUAUUCCUCAGUCAAUGCGGACGAUCCACUUCUGGCAGCCCUGCAGCGAUAUCUCUCCGUCAUACAUGACAAUUCGUCUUGCAGACCUUUUGACUGUAUCAAAGCGGACUUCGCAGUUGGUUUUGCCUCGGUUGCCACGCAGGGCAUUUAUCAACCCCUUCAUCCUCUGGUGAACGAACCUCUUGCGUCGAUAAUGCACCAAAGUGUUCCUCUUGGCUGGCUCAUGGUCCUGGCACAACUCCAAGAGUCUAAGCUCGGCUUGCAGGGCCUGAGGCAGGGCUUAUUGCGGGCCAACGAAUCCGGAAAGCAUCUCAAGCCAAGCCAAAUGAACAGCUUGGAACGCUCUCUCGCCUCUGGCCGCAUCCCUUCUUUGAUGAAAGAUGCAACUCAGCCAGUGGGUGCCUUUUUGUCCGACUGCGGCCAGGCUGUCUACGAUUUUAUCCAGAGCUUAGAUCAAAGCGUGUUUCAAGUUUCCGAAGUGGUCCCUGCACUUCGUGCAAUGAUCAAUUUCUGCUCCGAUAUCUACUAUUUGACUACCGCGAGCGAGGUGGACCAGGGCGAGUUCCAGAUUUACCUUCAGCUUGGAAGAGAAUUGUCUGCCUCGUUGCUUGACGGGUGGGCCCCUUUGAAACCACUGGGUCUGGCGUUUUCCCAAGCUCUUGAUCGUUUCCAUGAGAACUGGGCAUUGACCACAGGUCUGAGCAUGCAGAGACUCUGGGAGUCGUGGAGGCCAGCUACCUCUGCUACCCAGGACCAACUGAGUGCUCUUCUGGAGUUGGAGAAUAUUGCUCUUGAGUUUACUCAAAUUGCUACCAAGACACAUCUUGAUUUGUCUCAAUUGAGCCAGGUCCGCAAGUCUUUGAUUGCAGCUCAGGAAGCCAUUCUUUCGAGCGGCCAUGAGGGAUACCCAGUCCAGGACCUACGACAAACAGUCGUGGACCUCGCAGCUUGCGUGCCAGAUGCAGAUGCAUUGCAAAAGCCCUACUUCUCUACCGAGUUCGAGGUGUUAUGUCAAUAUCACGAUCUCUCCUCACUACGUAACGGCCAGACAGUCGAAGAUCAAGUCGUGCAAUCAAUCCUGCCGCUACUUGCUGGACGUCCCGCCAGGCCCCUUGAUGCUUCAAGCUUGAAGACUCAAAUCCCUGUCAUCCUAAACAGGCUCUCUUUAUACGCGGGAAGUGAACCUUCGUCGGCAUUCGGCGCUGCAGUCAGUGGAACUUUGUCUCUGUCGCUGUUGGAAAGAUUGGCCUACGUUGGAACCACAAGCCUGGGCCAGAUGAAUGCUUUGGAGAUGGAGAAGAAAACACUUUCCAAGGCCUUGACCCUUACGAGUGGCGAGCUUGCCAUUAAUCAGGCUAUGUUUCUUCGACAAGCAAUGGCAAGGUUGACUACUGAGCUUGUCAUGCUUCACAAAGAUUUCUUCGAGCCGAAAUCUCUGGAGCAGAUUGUUUCUAUCCUCCGUGGUGUCGAAUCUCAAGGAUCACACAAGGACUUCUCGCUGCCGAGCAUUAACUUGGCCUCGAACCUGCCAGACAACCACUUUUUUAAGAGCUUCGCUCAAAGCCAGCUUCCGCGCCUAUUGUCGUCCCUGAUGACAGAACAGAUGGAUAGCACAGGCGCCGGCAUCGUUCAGUUGGCUGUCAUUCUCUUGCAGCUUUUUGUUCCAGAUAAGCCAUUUGAUCCCUCAUUGGGCUUGGUUGUUCAGAGGAAGAGACAUGCUCGGCGCUCGCUGGAGCUAACGGCAAGAGGUAAAGCUAUCUCGUCAUUUGAGGUCGGCUUCUCUGGACAAUCGUCCAAUUUGCGACAGGAAAUCAUGCAGGGAGAACUGCGCAAGCUCGGCGCGGCACCCCCGCCUUCUUCUGUCACCAGACCGCAGACCUCCGAACUCAAUAUUCUUCAUGGCGAGUUCUCUAGUCUCGUGAGAUCAGUCCUUGAGCGCCACCCGGAGAACAUCAAAUUUGCGGGAGACGACAGCGAUGCGGAGUCACAGCGGAUGGUUGAUCUUCUUCGUGAAAACAUUCGCCAGCUCAGUAGACGCCUUACGACGAACUACCGCUCCUACGACGACAUCACGACUCUAGUCGUUCGGUUUCUACAACUUCUUGACUUGGGUCUGUUCCUUUCCUCGAGCAAGUCUCGCCAGUCCAGUGAUGCGCAAAUCAUCAAAGCCAUUAGGGAGACCACUCCGUUCCUUGGUGGCCUCGUGCACCCCAUUUCUGGUAGCAUUUACAAGGAGUCUCACUUUGAAUCUAGUCUGAACACUGAUCUAUGGUUCCACGAAUUAUCGGCGCUCAGAGUGGCUGAGAACGCGGACAAGGGGCUGAUAUCUACUCGGAACGGACGCGACACUCUUCGUCGUUUGUUCGAACAGUUCCAUGCUCUCUGGAAAGUUAAGUUGCGAGAGGACCAAGAGGAAGAAGCUCGUAAGAACGAACUGUAUCAUUACAAGGGAUCUUGGGAGGAUGCAGAGGAAGUCGACGAGGACGAGUUGCGUCAACUGUUCCCAACGUACGAUGAGAAUGCAGAUGAAGAAGGAAAGGUGUCCAGCCGUGUCGACCCCAAAGCAAUUUCCGUCCGACUUGCAUCUUUGCACGCUAAGCUCUUCAACUCCGAAAACCAAGCGGAAGUCUUGUCGGCCUAUGUCAAGCAAUCAUCUCUGUUACUGGGCUCCUUACGAUCGGACAACGGCUCAUUGACCAUUGAUGGCCAACCCAAGGAGCAACUUUCCGGCGUUCUUCUGCUGCUUGAGGAUGCUCUGAAAUCAGGCGAAGUCACCUCGGGGAAGAAUUACAACUUCUACGUGGAUUCGAAUAUGGUCGAAGCUAAGAAGCUUGUUGACCUAACUCUGACGACGAAAGCUCGGUUUGCUCAAAUCCAGAAGUCCUGGCCCGACCACGCAGUUCUCGCAGACGUUAUUCAAUGCUGCAGAGAAAUUCUCCAGUUCAAGCACACUGAACCUGUCGCUAAAUUCCUUACCAAGGUUGAAAAGCUUCACAGCCUUGUGUAUGAAUGGCAGUUGGUGGCAAGCAGAGAAUACUCAGCAGCCUCCCUGUAUGACGAGAUCACAGGCACUAUCAUUGGCUGGCGGCGACUUGAAUUGACCACCUGGGCGAAACUCUUGGACUUGGAGAACGACAAAUGCCUCAAGGAUGUCAGCUCAUGGUGGUUCAUCACUUACGAGGCCUUGGUCCGGGCUCCGAUCCAGAUCGUUGAAUCCGGUGAAAUGGAGCUGAAAGACCACAUUCAAGAGGUUACCGCAACCCUGGAGCAGUUCUUUCGCUCCACCACUGUUGGACAAUACAGCGAGCGUCUCCGACUGAUUAAGAACUUCCAGUCCUUGUUGCUGCUCUAUGUGGAAGAUCUUCCGUCCUUGAGUCAACUCACGUCUGCUCUCGACAAUUUCCUUCAGCGUUACAGACAGUUUGAACCUCCUGUGCUCAAAUUGUUGGCUGAAAAGAGGCAGGCACUUGAGAAGAAUAUUAAGGAGCAGAUUCAGCUUGCUAGCUGGAAGGAUACCAACAUUGUCGCCCUCCGGGAAAGUGCUAGACGGUCACACGUCAAACUGUUCAAGUUGGUUCGCAAGUAUAGAGAGGCUUUGGCCCAGCCAGCUCAGCCUAUCCUGGAGCAAGACAUGCCAGAGGACAACGAGGAUACGGCUGCUCCUCAACGAUUGGUUCUUCCUUCCUUCGUCUUCCCCGAAGCCCUGGCGAUGUGUCAGACGGAGGAGAAAGCCUGGAUCGAUAGACCACCUCGAUUUAAGAACCCCGACAACACUGCUAGCAGCAUGAUGCAGGUGUAUGGUUCGAUCUCGAAAGAAUUCGAUGUUGCCGAAGACCUCGAGAGCUUUGUCAAAUAUGUCGUUGAGAGUAUCAAGGAGUUCAAAUCACAGACCCCGAAAACCUUGACGGAAGAGAACAAGGAUGAUGUCCAGCAUCUCAAGGUCCAGAAGCGUCGUUUCUAUGCUGACACGUUACACCGGAUCUACGAAAUGGGUGUGAAACGUAACGUCAACACCAGUUUGCUGGAGGCACAGGCAUCUGUUCCCCAAGUCCUUGCCACCAUCCCGGCUUUCGAAGCUGGCAUCGCCGACGCACAGUUGCUUAAGAAGGCAGAUUCAUAUUUCCACCGUUUCCUGGACCUGCUGCCUCGUGUCCGCUUAGCGGCGCGCGACUACUCUGAGGAUCUUAGCAACGUCGAGAUAUCCAGAAGCUCGGGAUCUAUGGAGCACCUUCUGCACCUCGUUCGUAAGCAGAGAACUUCGAUCUCUCCCGCACUGUCAAAUUUGAAGUCGCUUGAUUCACUCCUUUCUAAGGUCGCCAACCUCUGGACCGCCGAUCCCCUCUCUAUCUUCAAGGCCCAUUCAGGUUUCUCGAAUGGAAGAGAUGACACCACAAGGGCAGUUGCAUGGCUGGCUCCUAUUAUCGGCCUGGCAAUCACUGUCGUGGGACUUCACGCCAAAUUUUCGGGCAUCAACUCUACAGGCGUGAUUGAGAGCCUACAGGCUUGGAAAGACACGUUUGACCGCCUCAAGACAACACUGAGCCAUCUCCCCGAGUUGCCUGAGGGAAUGGCUUCACGUGUGCACAAGAACACCGUAGAAGAAGCUUGCACGGCUUUCACGAGGCUGAAUUUUGACCUCGCCACGUGGACCGAGGAGCGCCCUGACCUGUCCUUUGUUCUGGGCCAGAUCAUCCCAUGGUCGACGGUCAAUGCCGUCGCAUAUGAGUCUGAGAGCCAUGACCUUGGCGUUUCGAUCGAAGAAUACGAUUCGAGUCUCAUCGCAGCCGCUGACAAGAUCCUUGUCAGUAUCCAGAAGCUGAACGAAGCUCCGUCGCAAAUCACCGCCCCUGGUGCGCUGUCCCGGAGUGACGACUUCUUCGUCCGGGCACUCAGGCUCCUUCGCAUGGAGGACAUCUCGACUUCCCUCAAGUCUGUCCUUGACAAGCUGCAGCACCUCCAGACUCGCUCGCCUUCCAGCCUUCCGUUUGCCAUUGCCUUGACGGCGACCCUGUUGCCGAUUCUGAAUAAGUUCGCGCAUAUCUGUCGAGACGUGGUCGAUCGCUACCUGACGGUGCACAAAGAGACAUGUAAGAUGUCUUACAUCCUCGCUAAAUCGUUCACACAGAUCGCAUCGGAAGGCUUCUGUAGCCCGUCUGAACCGUCCACGGAGGAAAGCAAGUCUGGACAGUUGGAGAGUGGCACCGGUCUUGGCGAGGGAGAGGGGGCCGAAGAUAUCAGCAAGGAUGUAGCCGACGACGAGGACCUGACGGAACUGGCCCAGGAGGACAAGCAAAAGACCGAUGAAGAGAUUGAGAACUCUGAAGAUGCGGUCAACAUGGAUCAGGAGGAGAUGCAAGGUGAAGAAGGUGAAAGAAAGGAGGGAGACGACGAGGAUGACAAUGAAAGCGGCUCAGACGAAGAGGAUGAUAUUGAUGAAGAGGUAGGCGAUGUUGAUGAUCUCGAUGCCUCGGCUGUCGAUGAGAAGAUGUGGGAUGGCGAGCACGAUGAUCAGCAGAAGGAGACUGAGACCCAAGAGGGCAAGGGCGCGGCGGAGAAUGAUGAGCAGACAGCCGCGCCUGACCAGCAACCUGGCCAGGAAGCUGAGAAGGGUGAAAACAAGGAGGGUGAAGAGGAGGAAGAGGAAGAAGAUGACGAAGAAGGUGAAGAAGCUCCUGAUGAGGAGGGUGAGGCUGUUGGGCGUGAAGAUAUGGAUGUUACCGAUCCACAUGCCAAGGAAGAAGAGGCGCUCGAUCUUCCAGAGGAGAUGCAACUGGAUGGGGAUGAGAAGGGUAACGAGGAGCCUGAGGAAGACGACGGCCUUGAUGAUGACAUGAUGGAUAAUAACCUCCCUCCUGCGGAAGAAGAGCAGCAAAUGGAGGGAGACGGCGUCGAAGAUGAGACCAUGGAACAGGAUGGGGAGGAGCAGGAGAUUGAUCAGACUGAGGAAGCUGGUCCCGAUGACGAGCUGGGCGAUGCGGACGAGGCUGAAGGUAAUGAUGAGGCAAAUGAGGCCGGCGAAGAGGCAGAGGAAGAAGAGAAGCAGGAAGAUGACUUCCUUGCCCAACGCGAUGAGAACGAGGCUGCUGGCGAGGAGGUCGCUCCUAGCGAAGCUGUCAACGGUGGCCUUGGAGCCGAGCAAGAUCAGAACCAGGAGAAGGGCUCGUCCGGUAACGCGCAGCAGGAGAGUGGCUCCACCGAUCCCUCUGACGAGAAAGAGCAGAAGACUGGCGCUGCACAGGAAGGAGAUGAGAAUCAAAGACAUAAGGAUGAAGGCGGCGCCAACGAUUCCAACCCAGAGGAUCCUCAACUCCAAGCGUUCAAGAAACUGGGCGACGUCCUCGAGCAAUGGCAUCGUCGACAGAAGGAGAUAAUGGAUGCUUCCAAGCAGGAAGACGAUGAGGCCGAAACUCGACUGCCUGAGGAUACUGAUAUGGCGGAUGCCGACUUCGAACAUCUUGCAGAUCAAGACGAUGUUGCCGACACCCAAGCGCUUGGUCAGGCCAACGAAGAACAAGCCAAGGCUCUCGACCAGAACAAGGGCGUCGAAUCGGAUGUCAAGCCGGACGAGAACAAUGAACUCCUGCCAGACAUCACCGACGACAACAUCCAGGAUCUCCCCGAGCACCGUCUUGAAGACGAGAUGCAGCUCGACCAGGGAAGCGCCUCCACUGAGUCGCAAACGGCCGGUGCUUUCAUCCCUGGAAACCUUCAAAGCCAGGAGCGGGCAGAUGCCACUGCAGGCCAGGACGCAGCCGAUGAGGAACUGGACGAGGUCGAUGCACACCUGGCUGCAAUCCACCUAUCCUCGACCCUUCCCCCGCUUACGCCACGGGACGAAGCUCAACGACUCUGGUCGUACUAUGAGUCUGCGACCACCGAUCUCUCCUUGUCGCUAACGGAGCAGCUGCGACUUAUCCUUGCCCCCACGCUUGCGACCAAACUCCGCGGUGACUUCCGCACCGGCAAGCGGCUCAACAUCAAGCGGAUCAUCCCGUACAUCGCCUCGCAGUACAAGCGGGACAAGAUCUGGAUGCGGCGGUCGAUUCCCUCGAAGCGCAACUACCAGAUCAUGCUGGCGGUCGACGACAGUAAGUCCAUGCUGGAGAGCGGCAGUGGGCAGCUGGCCUUCGAGACGCUGGCGCUCGUGGCGAAGAGUCUGAGCAUGCUCGAGGCCGGCGACCUGUGCGUGCUCGGCUUUGGAAGCGAGGACCACGUGCGAGUGGCGCACGAGUUCGGCAAGCCGUUCUCCUCGGAGGCCGGCACCCAGGUCUUCCAGCACUUCAGCUACCAGCAGACGGGCACUAACGUGCGCAAGCUGAUCGCCGACUCCAUCGCGCUGUUCCGCGAGGCGCGCUGGAAGCAGUCCCCCGGCGGCGGCAACGCCGACCUGUGGCAGCUCGAGCUGAUCAUCUCCGACGGCAUCUGCGAGGACCACGAGACCAUCAGCCGCCUGGUGCGCCAGGCGCAGGAGGAGCGCAUCAUGAUCGUCUUCAUCAUCGUCGACGCGGUCAAGGGCAGCUCCAUCCUCGACCUCACCCAGGCCAGCUUCGAGCCGGACCUGGACAGCGGCAGCGGCGAGAUGAAGCUGAAGAUGAAGCGCUACCUCGAAGGAUUCCCCUUCCCGUAUUAUCUGGUGGUGCGUGAUGUGCGCGAGCUCCCCGCGGUUCUGGCGACGGCGCUGAAGCAGUGGUUCGCCGAAGUGGUGGAUGUUUCUUCUUAGAGUUUCAACGGGGUGGUGUUUCGUUAGGGUUAGAUACAAAAGUUCUGGGUUAGCAUUUACUGUAUAUACUGGUUGCAUGUAGUUUAGCA
Molecule: messenger RNA, 14759 nt
Organism: Aspergillus brunneoviolaceus CBS 621.78
Lineage: Eukaryota; Fungi; Ascomycota; Eurotiomycetes; Eurotiales; Aspergillaceae
Product: AAA family ATPase midasin
Exons: 3
Coding region: 1-14670 (4889 amino acids)
Biological process (GO): rRNA processing; ribosomal large subunit assembly
Cellular component (GO): nucleus; preribosome, large subunit precursor
Molecular function (GO): ATP hydrolysis activity; ATP binding
Source: RefSeq, a predicted model, not a curated record